Molecule: messenger RNA, 1136 nt
Organism: Leptinotarsa decemlineata (Colorado potato beetle)
Lineage: Eukaryota; Metazoa; Arthropoda; Insecta; Coleoptera; Chrysomelidae
Product: phospholipid scramblase 2-like
Source: RefSeq, a predicted model, not a curated record
GAGGAUAAAAAACAACAGUUUAGUGACUGUAAAGUGUAGCUAAAUAUCGUUUCAUAUAAUUUGUCUGUCAAAUAGUGUAGUAAAAUGCAACAUGAAAUUAAUUUGUAUAGCAAUAUGGAAGAAUUUUCAACCUUCACUGAACCAGUAACUAACCAACCAACUAGUGCCGGAUUUCCUGGGCCCAGGAGACCCAUACCCGUCUCUUUGAUCGAUCAAAAUUUGAACCGAACGUUUGCUCCUUUGUCUGGACUCGAUUUUUUGCAUGAUGUCAAUCAACUGAUAAUUCAACAAAGUAUAGAAUUGGCUGAUCUAGUAUCAUCUGUGUCUUCUGAGAAUAGAUAUACCAUAAGAAAUCCUAGAGGAGAUACAAUAUAUUAUGCAACAGAAAGUUCAGAUGGUUGUCAGAGGAUGUGUUUUGGAUCUGGUAGAGAUUUCAGUAUGAGGCUAUAUGACAAAACUCAACAGGAAACCCUUCUUUUGAAACGAAGGCUAGCAUGUGGAACUUGUACAUUCUGGUGCUAUCUUCAGAAAAUGGAGAUUUGGAUACCCCCUGGAGAACUUCUAGGAACCAUUUCACAAAAUAUGUCCUUCAACAUGAAACCUAAUUUUCAUGUUUAUAACAGACAUAACGAGUUAUUGUAUCGAAUAGAAGGACCAAGUUCAUUCGGGUGUUUACUAGGGAAAGCAGAAAAUUUUCAGAUAUAUAACUUUGAUGGUUCAACUCAGAUAGGAAGCAUCAUAUAUCAGUGGGACCAAGUUCAAGUGUCUUACAACAUUUUAUUACAAAUGCCUAGCAAUAUUCGGGAAACGAGAUAUAAGGCUCUUCUGAUGGGAUCUGCAUUUCUUUUGGAAUAUAUGUUCUUUGAAAGUUCUAAGAAGUCUCGAUGCCAUUGCUCAUGUUGAUUGGCCCCUAAAUUCUUGGGUUUAGAUUUCUUUCAUGAAAAACACUUAUUUAAUGUUCAUAUAUUGUAAUUGCUUGUAGGACCACAGCUACAAAUAAACUCUAAAAACUAUUAAAAUGUCAAGGUAAAAUAAUUUAAUGUAAACAACAAAAAUGUACACAAUAUAUAUAAAAUAUUUUAUAACUAUUUGAGUCUAAUUACAUAAAAAACAACAAUUCCAGAUCGAAUGAAAAC